AUGUACCAUCAAAGUGAUCAGAAAAAUAAUGCCGUAGUGUUGGACGUUAUUCCGCCUCAUUAUAAUUUGCAUCAUGGACAAACAAGUCCAUCACAUUCUCCAAAUCAACAGUACAGCAAAGACUGUUCCAGUCCAGUAAGUCACGAUAUUAAAACUGGUACUCCAACAAGUCCUUCAGCCGUAUCAGAUCCUAAUAUUAGACGAUACCGAACAGCUUUCACAAGAGAACAACUAGCUCGAUUGGAGAAAGAAUUCUAUAAAGAGAAUUAUGUCUCCAGACCAAGACGAUGUGAACUGGCAGCUCAGUUGAAUUUACCAGAGAGUACUAUUAAGGUGUGGUUUCAAAACAGACGGAUGAAAGACAAACGUCAACGUAUGGCAAUAGCAUGGCCGUACGCAGCAGUGUACACAGAUCCAGCUUUCGCUGCGUCUCUUUUACAAGCAGCUGCUUCAUCUCUACCUCUACACUAUCCACCACCGCCACCAGUAUAUACACCUCAUUAUCCUAGAUACCACCCAUAUCCCAGCUUUGGAAUACCAGCUCUGGCCACUCAUCCCUUAGGUGUUCAACAGAACGUUGGAGUUGGCGGUGCACCUAUUCCACAACAGAUGCACCACGCUCAAGGAUUGAACCUCAACCUGAACUUCGAUUUUCCUCAGGCCUACCAAUCGCAGCAGCCAAAGAUCUCACCUCACUCACCCGUACAGUCUGAUAUUAGUCUCAGCCCGCCUACCCACGAAGGACUUCUUAUACAAGCUCCGAAGGUUUCACCUCAGACACACGUACCGGUUGGUGAAAAACCUAAAUUAUUUAAGCCUUAUAAAUCUGAAGUUUAAUCUCAUAUUUCUAUUUAUAUUAUUUUGUGAUCUUCGUGGUAAUUUUUAGUUAUUAUUGAAUGAGGCAUCUAA
Diabrotica balteata is the source of this 909-nucleotide messenger RNA. The record is from the annotation of a GenBank genome assembly. NCBI's taxonomy places the organism in Eukaryota, Metazoa, Arthropoda, Insecta, Coleoptera, Chrysomelidae.